AUGGAGGGGAAGGACGCAAUCACCACGGAAGGCACCCUGCUUCUCAACCUGACCACUAUUGCCCCACAAGACGGCGACGGCUUCCUCCGAGGAUUCCCCGGCAAAAAUUCGCCAUACACGGUCACGCAGCUGAAGGAUUUCGUUUGUCCACAGGCAAUACUAAUCGCGUUGGUGCUCGGCAGCAUCAUUGUCGGCACUGUGAUCGGGAACAUUCUGGUCUGCGUAGCCGUGUUCCUCGUUAGGAAGCUGCGAAGGCCUUGCAACUAUCUGCUGGUUAGCCUCGCAGUUAGCGAUCUGUGCGUCGCUCUUCUGGUAAUGCCGAUGGCGUUGCUCUACGAGAUCUCUGGUAAUUGGUCCUUCGGUGCAAUUAUGUGCGACCUUUGGGUUAGCUUCGACGUGCUUAGCUGCACGGCCAGCAUCCUGAAUCUCUGCAUGAUCUCCGUGGACCGGUUCUGUGCCAUAACCAAGCCGCUGAAAUACGGGGUGAAAAGGACACCGCGACGUAUGAUCGUUUACGUGAGUCUCGUUUGGUUGGGAGCGGCCUGCAUCAGUCUGCCACCAUUGUUGAUCAUGGGGAACCAGCACACCUACUCCGAGACCGGUCCAUCUCAUUGCGUCGUCUGUCAGAAUUUCUUCUAUCAGAUCUACGCCACACUCGGAAGCUUCUACAUACCUCUGUUCGUGAUGAUUCAAAGCCACUUGGAGGCGCACUGCUAUCUCGACAUAGAGCCGACGGUUCAGCAGCAUCAGCCAGCAGCCGUGAAUCGUCAAUUAAAUUCCGACGUGCAGGCUGGCCAUGGAAGUCCGCCUGCGAAGCAGCAUCGAAGUUCCAGCGCCUCGACGACA
Molecule: messenger RNA, 846 nt
Organism: Heterotrigona itama
Lineage: Eukaryota; Metazoa; Arthropoda; Insecta; Hymenoptera; Apidae
Source: the annotation of a GenBank genome assembly